AAUAUUUUAACAUCUUCAAAUAAACCAUCCUAUUCUGAUAGUUCUAAUGAAAAUUUAAAUAAUACAGAAGAAGAAAUUAUUUUCUCUUCUACAGUUUUACAAACUCAAGAAACUCAAAAAAAAACAAAUCAACCUCAUCCACCUGUAAAAUGCAAAUAUUGCCCUAAAAAAUAUAAGCAUGGACUUGCAACUCAUAUGCAAAAGCAUACUAAUAUUUGCUCAAAUUUGGAAUUUUUUAAUGCUUUUCAUCCAUCAUUCCAAAUUCCUAGUGAUAUUUUACAAAUAGAUGAAAUUAAACUAAUUAUAGAAGAUUCAAAAACUGUUGUUAAAUAUUUUAAAAAUCAUAAUAUAGCUAUAGCCAAAUUACGACGUAUUCAAAAAGAAAAUUACAAUAAAGAAAUUGCACUAGUUCUUCCAGCACUAACAAGAUAG
Messenger RNA from Dentiscutata heterogama, 432 nucleotides. The record is from the annotation of a GenBank genome assembly. Lineage: Eukaryota; Fungi; Glomeromycota; Glomeromycetes; Diversisporales; Gigasporaceae.